AACGGAAGCUUAAAACACCCUAAAACCCUCGUCUACUCUUCUCUCCUCUCUUCCACAGAUAUGUAAAAACCUACGAGCGCAAAUAAUGAUCGACUGAAUGAGUAUACAGAGCAUGUUACGAAGAGGCCUCACUUUCAAUCACCUCCCCAAAUCCGUACGACCAAGUGGGCUGCGAGGAAGAAGGCCCUAUGCUAACAAUGCCGCCUCCGCCGCCGCCGCCGCCGAGGAACCAAACCCAGAUGGCAACAAAGUCCGUGGAAGGAGGCUUAGCAACAAGGAGCUCAAAGCCCUUGUGGAAUCAUUUGUCCACGAGUACAGAGCAAUGAAUGCGGGGAAAUUCCCUCCCUUUAAGUAUACUCAGAGACAAGUGGGUGGCAGUUACUAUAGAAUUAGGGGGAUCCUCCAGGAGCUACAGUACACAGCUAAGAUGUCGCCCUCGUGUGGUGGGAUUGAGCAUUCGUUGGGACGAGAGGGAAUAAGAGGAAGUGAGUCUUUGACUGAAGUCGGAGGUGUCAUUGCUCCAACUGUUUCUGAGGCAGAAAAUGACACAGAUCUUAGUGUUGCCAGUGACGGGUGUUUAGAAGCUGAGGAAGAGUCCCAGACGUCCUCCUCAGUUGAGAUCUUGUCCGAAGAACUUAGCACUCCAGGGAGAGGUUCUGAUCUGGAUGUCACACAAAGUAAUAUCUGGAAAGUGAAUGCUGAGGGAUCUUCAUAUAUAGGCCCUGAUAUGGAGGAACUUAAGAAAACUCAAUCUGUCUCUAUUGCUCCAGGAUGUGAGAUGUUACAAGUAGGAUUUGAUGUUAUUUCUCAUUCACAUGACAAAUCUAAGGAUGGUAAAAGGGAGGAAGCUCAGGCUGAUCGACAUGAUUAUGUCUCUAAAGAAAAGCAUCUACAUAUAGGGGAAACUAAUACAGCCUCUCCAAGUUCUGAUGAUACGGAGGAUAUUACUAAACCGGAUCUUGAUGAUUCAGAGUGUAAAAUGAAGCAACAUGAUGAGACCCCUCAGGCUGAUCGACUUGAUUCCAUUGCUGCAGAAAAACAUCUACCAAUAGAGGAAACUAAUAGAGUCUCUUCAAGUUCUGAUGAUACAGAGGAUGUUACUAAACCAGAUCUUGAUGAUUCAAAGUCUAUAGUGGAGCAACAUGAAGAGAUUCCUCAGGCAGACAAACUAUCCAAGCUGGCUGAUGAUGCAGAACCUCCAAAAAGAUCAACAACUCUAUGGGGUGCUAUGAAAUCGUUUGCGGAUGGAGUUAUCAGUAUUUUCAGACAACAGUAAAUUUUGUCACAUAAGGAUUCCGCCAUUUUUCAAAAACCUGGUUAGUCCUGACUUUGUGCCUGGUAAGGACAUAUCUGACAACACUGUUGUGGCUCAAGAAGUCUCCCUAAGUACCAAUCUUGCAUGGAAAAUUAACCUCUCUGAAGCUUAUGACAGACUAAGCUGGCAAUUUAUUGAAGCAGUUCUCUAUGAAGCCCAAAUUCCUAAUAGUCUAGUGAUCGAAAUUGACUAAGUUGUGUCUCUAGGACUAGUUUUUAGGUCAUCCUCAGUUGAGAACUAACAUAUACUUUCAAGGCUCCUAGAGGUAUUAGACAAGGUGAUACCUUAUCACCUUAUCUAUUUAUGUCAUCAUUGUCAUGCUUGGAGAAAUUGUCAACUUAAUAUAUAUAGUUCUGCUGUUGAAGUUGUGCACUGGAAACCAUUUUGAGCUUUCA
This is a messenger RNA of Rosa rugosa (rugosa rose), 1710 nucleotides long. RefSeq lists its product as uncharacterized. The record is from RefSeq and is a predicted model, not a curated record. The transcript is spliced from 6 exons. NCBI's taxonomy places the organism in Eukaryota, Viridiplantae, Streptophyta, Magnoliopsida, Rosales, Rosaceae. The coding region runs from base 98 to 1276 and encodes 392 amino acids.